Molecule: messenger RNA, 4927 nt
Organism: Pseudovirgaria hyperparasitica
Lineage: Eukaryota; Fungi; Ascomycota; Dothideomycetes; Acrospermales; Acrospermaceae
Product: ATP-binding cassette sub-family A member 7
Exons: 2
Coding region: 131-4858 (1575 amino acids)
Biological process (GO): transmembrane transport; lipid transport
Cellular component (GO): intracellular membrane-bounded organelle; membrane
Molecular function (GO): ATP binding; ATP hydrolysis activity; ABC-type transporter activity
Source: RefSeq, a predicted model, not a curated record
AUAUCUUGUAUAACUUUUGCCUCAUGCUUUGUCGUCGUCCCGUUUGACGUCUUGCCGCGCUCUCGGACCUGAUAUUAUCCUCCCUGGUACAGAUGUAGACAGGUGUCACCGAAAUCCGUUGUAUUCCAUCAUGGCUGGUUUCUUCAGUCAAGUAUGGACCUUGACGGUCAAGAACUUGUUAAUUGUACUGGUGCGCGCAUGGCUAACUACGCCCAUUCGCGCAUUCAUAGCUCCUAUCAUUUUUAUGUUCUUCGUUAGUUACUCAAAGAACUUUUUCAUACCCCCAGCAGAGUUUGGAGUCGGCUCGCCGUCACCUCUUCGGUCAUUGCCGGACGCCUUCGCCGCUGCUGGCGACAGUAGGACCACUGUCGCAUUUGUCAAUAAUGGCUUCACGGGAGGUCAAAUAGAAGGAGUUAUCAAUGAUGUGGCAAAUCAAGUGCGAAUGAAUGGCAAAGAAGCUACCGUCGUGGGAGCAAACUCGGACCUCCUAGAGGUCUGCCGCAGCUCACUACGUGGAGCUUCGAUCUGCUAUGGUGCUGUCGUCUUCCAUGGGUCUCCAAGCGAGGGUACAGGAUUCUGGAACUAUACAGUUCGGGCCGAUGGCGCUUUUGGUGCAUCUAUAUUCGUCGACCAGAGCGACAAUGAGGCGCAGCUGUAUCUCCUCCCACUCCAGCAUGCCAUCGAUUCCUCAAUUAUCGGUACCAAUGGCACGACAUUCCCGGCUAACAUUGACCAAUAUGUUUUCACUUCGCGGACCGAUGAGCAGAGAGCACGCUCUAUACAGAACUUAUUUAUGAAUAGUCUCAUAACAAUCUUUGGUCUGGCCUUCUACGUGGGAGUAUGUGGCGUCACUUAUCAAUUGACGGGACAUAUGGCUUCUGAACGAGAACUAGGCAUAUCUCAGCUGAUUGAAGCAAUGGUUCCAAACACGAAGACCUGGCAUACCCAAUGGGCACGACUGUUAUCGCUCCACCUCGCUUUUGACAUCAUUUACUUACCAGGCUGGAUUAUUAUGGGCAUAAUUCUUGCUGUACUGGUCUUUCCCGAGAGCAGUGUCGCCAUAUCACUUCUAUUUCAUAUCCUCACCGGGCUUGCUCUUACGAGCUUCUCCAUCUUUGGUGGUUCCCUUUUUCGCAAGGCCCAAUUAUCUGGCAUCACGGUCACUCUCUUUACAGUCGUGCUCGCAAUCGUUGCUCAAGUCGCUCGGAUCGAGUCUUAUGGAGCAGUCUUGGUGUUGAGCCUGAUCUUCCCUCCGAUGAACUAUGUCUUUUUCAUCAUCUACCAAGCCCGAUUUGAAGGUGAUGCUCGGCCCACAAAGUUAGACGAAUUUGCGCCUGCACAUGGCAGAUCCACUUUCGAAGUCCAUGGGUACACCUUCUUCAUUUUCAUGGGAGCCCAAUUUGUCAUAUAUCCUGUCCUAGCUGCUUUCACUGAAAGAUGGCUUUAUGGGACCGCGGACAAGCGAAGGUCACUGCACAUGGACGAAGACUCACCUCAUGCUGUAGAGCUGUCGAAUUUCUCCAAGCACUAUGUGCCGAGCAAUUGGCGCCAAUGGACAGCAAACAUAUUCCGGACUCAACCUCCUGAGACAGUGAUUGCUGUCAACAAUCUCACUAUUUCGGCCCGCACCGGAAACAUCCUUGCGUUGCUGGGCGCUAACGGUAGUGGCAAAUCGACGACCCUGAAUGCCGUCACUGGAUUGAGUAAUUUCAAUGGCGGAUCAAUCAAAGUUGAUGGUACCGGGGGUCUUGGGUACUGUCCGCAAAAGAACGUAAUGUGGGACGACUUGACAGUUGAAGAACACAUCCGCAUUUUCAAUCGCCUCAAGAGUAGCACCGGGUUUGAUACAAAGCAGCAGAAUAAUGACUUGGCUUCUUCAGUCGACCUUGGUCACAAAUUCAAGGCCCGGUCUAAGACUCUUUCUGGUGGUCAAAAGAGGAAACUUCAGCUCGCAAUGAUGUUUACUGGUGGCAGCAAAGUAUGUGCCAUUGACGAAAUCAGCUCUGGCCUAGACCCCGUUUCACGACGGAAGAUCUGGGAUAUAUUGAUGGCUGAACGUGGUAUCAGAACUAUGAUCUUGACCACUCACUUCUUGGACGAAGCAGAUGUUUUGGCUGACCGUAUAGCUAUUCUUUCCAAGGGUAACUUGAAAGCUGAAGGCUCCGCUGCUGAACUUAAACAUCAUCUCGGUGGAGGUUACCGAAUCUAUCUUGACCACAGCUUCAAUGUCAGCACUGGUGACAUGGCAAUAUCUGGCUUGCGAAGCCGAGUCCUUGGCGAGAAGACUGUUUAUCAAAUGCCAACAUCUGCAGAUGCAGCUGCAUUCGUUGCACAUAUUGAGACACAAGGGUUUACAGAUUAUCAGGUGACCGGACCUUCGAUUGAAGAUGUCUUCCUAAAGCUCGCCGAGGAAGUUAAGGAGAGUUUUGGCGAUCAGAACGCUACUCAAGUCAACGAAGACGCUGGUGACUUGGACAUGCCCAAAUCCGCAGAUGACCCAACGCUCUCCUCUUCUGAGGCGUCCACAAAGCAUGAGGAGCAUAAUGCUUUGGAUAUAACCUCCGGCUCAGGCCUCAGUAUGUUUGCUCAAGGCAAGGUCCUGUUCCGGAAGCGGUUCAUCAUCCUCCAACGCAAUUUCUUUCCGUAUGUCGUCGUUCUUCUUCUGCCGAUCAUUGCCGCCGGUCUUGUUACUUUGUUUCUCCAGGGUUUCAACGGACUUAGCUGUGAUCCUGGAGCAGCAUCAAGUAACCCGCCGGUCACAGGUUUUCCCUUUGCAGUCCUCACUGGGCGACUCAACGAGACUACUGUGAUGCCAAUAGGACCUCCAGAUAGGGUGACUUCUCUUCUUUCUAACCUAACAGCGAUUACUGGACUGAAUGAAUCGAACUUUGCCAUUGUCAACACGUUACAGGAGUUCCAGGAUUACAUUGCUACCAACUUCUCCCACGUCAAGCCUGGUGGAUUCUUCCUCGGAGACACGCCGACUUUCGCUUUCGAAGGCGAUGAAGAGAUUUACUUCACAACGAUCACGCUGAAUGUACUAGACAACGUCCUAGCUGGUAGCCAAAUCUGGACCGAUUAUCAGACGCUAGCCGUGCCGUUUGCGCCAACAGCGGGUGACACUUUACAAUUGAUUCUGUAUUUUGGCUUGGCUAUGUGCGCUUUCCCCGGCUUCCUCGCGCUCUACCCAGCAGCGGAGAGGAUACGCAAAGUUCGUGCAUUGCACUACAGCAAUGGUAUACGUGCUGCACCCCUUUGGCUUGCAUACCUGCUCUUUGACACGCUCUUUGUCACAGUCGUCGCUGCCAUCACAGUCGGCAUCUUUGUCGGCGCCAGCAGUGUCUGGUAUGGUCCCGGCUACAUGUUCGUCGGGUUCUGGCUAUAUGGUAUCGCAUCGGCACUGAUUGCAUAUAUCGUAUCCCUGUUCGCGACAUCUCAGUUGGCUGCUUUCGCUGUCACAGUUGGUUUGCAAUGCAGCAUGUUCUUAUUGUACUUUGUCAUCGUCCUUUGUAUUACCGUCUUUACAGAUGCGAUUGAUAUUCCGACAAACCUCACUAUUGGCAACUUUGCUUGGAACAUCAUCACCCCCGCAGGCACGCUGCUGCAAAUCUUACUCCUGAGCUUGAACCAGUUCCAACUGCUCUGUACGUCGGAUAAUACCACAGAAUCAUACCCAGGCACCAUCACAAUCUACGGCGGGCCCAUUCUGUACCUAAUAAUCCAAAUCGCUGUGCUCCUCGGCUUUCUCAUCUGGUGGGACAGCGGCUCAUCCUUCGGUCUCAACUGGCUGAAGAAGAAAGCUCCAGCUACAGCUGACUCUGAAUCCGACUCAGCUCUCGACACCAAAGAUCCCUCUGUAGCUACCGAAGCUUCACGCCUCGAAACAAUCGACCUCCCUCUGAAAGUCAACCACGUCUCCAAACAUUUCGGCCGUAACUUGCUCGCCGUUGACGACGUAACUUUCGGCAUCGCACACUCUGAAGUCUUCGCGCUUCUUGGCCCUAACGGUGCCGGUAAAUCUACCACCAUCUCCCUGAUCCGCGGCGACAUCACUCCCUCCUACCGCAACGGUGAUAUCCUGGUCGAGAACACCUCCAUCUCGAAACACAGAGCCAAGGCGCGCCUCCAUCUAGGCGUGUGUCCACAAUUCGACGCCAUGGACACCAUGACCGUCACGGAACACCUCGCCUUCUACGCGCGCGUGCGUGGCGUACCCAAAGCGGACGUCCAGCGCAACGUCGACACAAUUGUGCGCGCCGUCGGACUAAUGCCAUAUACCCAACGUAUGGCCGCCAAGCUCUCGGGCGGGAACCAGCGCAAGCUCUCCCUCGCGAUCGCCAUGAUGGGCAAUCCGAGCGUGUUGCUGCUUGAUGAGCCGAGCAGCGGCAUGGAUGCGGCGGCGAAGCGGGUGAUGUGGCGCACGCUGAGCGCUGUCAGUAAGGGGCGUGCGCUGCUGAUUACGACGCAUAGUAUGGAGGAGGCAGAUGCGCUUGCGACACGGGCGGGCAUUAUGGCGGGGCGCAUGCUUGCCGUGGGUACGACAGACGAGCUAAGGCAUCGAUAUGGUGGUGGCUGGUAUGUUCACCUUGUAUUGUACAAUGCAAGCACGGUGAGUAAGAAGGAAAUGGAGAAUGUGGCGAGGUGGGUUGCGGCGAAGAUCCCGGGUGCGAGGGUACAGGGCCAGAUGAUGCAUGGACAGAUCAGGCUGAGGGUCGAGAACGAGAAAGCUGGUGCGGGGAGUCUGUUUGAGGUGUUAGAGCGAGAGGGGAGAGAUGUUGGAAUUGAGUAUUAUAGCGUCGGGAGGGCGACACUGGAUCAGGUGUUUUUGGAGAUCAUUGGGCCACGGGAGGAUGAAUAGGGGUAAUGGAUGAUUUCCUUGUGCAUAGCAUUGGACACUCUCAGAUAGACGAGAAUAAUAGAUUUUUAU